This is a messenger RNA of Exophiala viscosa, 1036 nucleotides long. RefSeq lists its product as uncharacterized. Lineage: Eukaryota; Fungi; Ascomycota; Eurotiomycetes; Chaetothyriales; Herpotrichiellaceae. The transcript has a single exon. The record is from RefSeq and is a predicted model, not a curated record. Bases 67 to 618 code for a protein of 183 amino acids.
AAUCCUUUAUGCACCUUCUUGAACAAUUUGGAGACUUCAAAGCAGACGGUCUGCAUCAGAGUACGAAUGUACACAAGGCCAGGGCGCAUGAACUCGAAUCCGAUGCUGACACCAGUGCGAAUGUACCCCUUCGGAGUCUCGAAGUUGGCCAUGAUUAUGGCUUUGUUGAUGACAUUCGAGUUGGGGAUUGUUCCAUUGACUACGGUUGAAGAGGUUGCGUUGGUUGAUGACACCGUGCAAUUGACAGAACUGUUCUUCACCGUUCCAAGGUCGUCAGGGAGAGGCCGAUAUCCGACAAUGCGUUCGACGUUGAUGAUGGAACCGUUGAGCGCAAAUGUGACUGGGAGAAAGGUCGUCAAUGGUGUGGUACACCCGUUUGCGGUGAUUGCUGCACCAUUUGUGGCCGGACGAGAGUACACAGUCGUAACUGCAGUGGGUGUUUCAAAAACGGUUGCCGUUGAAGUGUAUGAAGAUGCGAACUGCUUGUUUAUAUCUUCAUAUAGCUCGUCGCCCCUUGAUCUUUUUGGUCUGCGCAAUCUGUGGAACUGGAAGGCUACGACGGUGAGCAUGGAGAUGCCGCCGCCUGCAGCGAAGACUCGCAAGGCAUUUGGCUCGUGAGGGUCAACGGCCAGGAUCCCGGAAGAUGAGAGGAGGAGGAAGAGGAAGAGUAUGAACAGGUUCAUUGUUGCGGUGUUGGACUGUUUGCCGUUUCAGUCUCGGAUGAAUUUGAGGUUUGCGGUUCAAGAAUGAAAUGAUGAAUUUGUUUGCUCUGCAGACUCUGGCGUCUUGCAAGAAAUGAAGAGGCUUCAACUAUGCGCAGAUAAUCAAGCGCCAGUAUCCCUCGAUUCUUGUGGAUUCGCUGGGACGGUGUGGAUGAUGAGUGUUUUGAAGGAUGCGAGGGUGAGCAUGAGAAGGAGGAAGGGAGCAACAAAGAGGGCUGGCAAGAGAUUGAGGCAUUGGGACAGAGAGGCAGUGAAUAGCAGUGUUCACUUGGCUGGGAAACAAUAGUAGUGAAUACAUCAAUGGUGAGGCAGUA